UGAAUGAGGAAAAGUGAGAGGAAAGAGGUAAGAAAGACCUUUAGUUCGAAGCCAUCUCCCCCAAGCCUUCGGAUUUUGAGCUUAAAUGAACCCCCAGCCAAGACAGAAGAGAACAGUCACUACCUCUGAUCAUGUAUAUGCAUUUGAAAGUCAUCUCGCAUAUGAAAUGAAAUUGUGCCUCAAUCCAUCAAACGCCCUAAAUUGAACAUGGAAGCAACAUACAAUUUCAAGACACCACAUCAUUGCUUUGUUUAUGAUCCAUUCUAAAAACCUAAAGUACAAAUAUAGAGCAACUAAUGCAUAUUUCAAAUAUAGAGCAACAAGACAAAUUGUGCAACAGUUAAAAAAGAAAAAAAAAAAAAAAGAAAAACCAAUUUUAACAACAGAAGUGGCUUUUGUUAAGGUAAACAGAGUUGACCAUUUUCUCUCUCCUUUUCAGUUUUCAACCCAAAAAUAUGAACCUAUUCUUAGCAAAUUUGUGUCAUUUGGAGUUGUCAACUCCAUGAUCACUCAUCCUUCAUCACAACACAACCCACAUCGCGCCAUGGCACACCAUUCCAUACCCAAAAUUAGACAAACCAAAGUCCCAAACAAAAGAUUGAUCAGACUCAUCCCCCAUCUCUCCGAACAGCCGCAAGUUCUUCCCUGGAGGUGUCAGAUUCCGGUCAAUCAAAUAUGGCCGCUGUUCACCUCCUCCUCCUCCUAUUCUUCUUCUUCCUCACAUCCCUCUCUCUCUCCCCCCUCUCUCUCUCUAUAACCGACAACGAGGCCCUCCUCAAUUUCAAGAAAUCACUCACGAAUUCAAUCAAUCUUGAUUCUUGGGUUCCAGACACAUCACCCUGCAACACCGCCGGUGCACCAUGGGAUGGUGUUGUGUGUUCCAAUGGAGUUGUCAAUGGCUUAAAUCUCGGCGGUUUGGGUCUCUCUGGUACCAUCAAUACAGACGCAUUGCAGGAACUUCCUGGCUUACGAACCGUGGUUCUGGUGAACAAUUCUUUCUCGGGUAAGAUACCCAAAUUCAAUCGUCUCACUUCUGUGAAGGCUAUUUAUCUAUCCAACAAUAAUUUUUCCGGGGAAAUUCCCUCGGAUUUCUUCUCCAAUAUGAUGUCUUUGAAGAAACUUUGGCUCUCCCGAAACAAGUUUUCCGGGAAAAUUCCGGAUUCGUUGGGAAAAAUAACACAUCUCCUUGAACUUCACCUCGAUUACAAUGAAUUCUCAGGACCCAUUCCGUCUAUUAAUGGACAAGAUAAAUUAGUCGCAUUCGACGUGUCACACAACAAAUUGGAAGGUGAAAUCCCCAAGAAUCUGUUGAAAUUUAACGCUCGUUCGUUCAAGGGAAAUUCCCGGCUCUGUGGGCAACCAGUGGGCAAAGAGUGCCAGAAGGAUUCGCCGCCGAUAUCGGCUCCGGUGUCGAAAGUAGGGUGGGUAGUGGUAGGCAUAAUGGGUGCUCUGCUUUUACUCACAACGCUACUUUACCAUAGGAAGCCUAAGAAUGGUAACUUCAAUUUGCUUGGCACAGAGCAGCUCAGUCAUGAGGUGGUUGAAGUUCAGAUUUCGAGGAGUCCAAGCAGGGCAAGCACUAGCCGGAAGAUGAAUCUAUCAAGUAGCGGAGCAGGGUUGCCGAAUCAGCGUAAGCCCACCAGUGAUAUUGUCAUGUUGAAUGCAGAAAAGGGUGUGUUUGGGUUGCAGGACUUGUUGAAGGCGUCCGCGGAGGUGCUUGGAAAUGGCAGCCUGGGAUCAGCCUACAAGGCGGUGAUGGGGAAUGGGGUGGCUGUUGUGGUGAAGAGGAUGAAAGAGAUGAAUAAUUUGAGCAUUGAUGCAUUUGAUAAUGAGAUGACUAAGCUUGCCAAGUUAAAGCAUCCCAAUAUUUCGCCACUUUUGGGUUACCAUUACAGGAAAGAAGAGAAGCUGCUAGUGUGUGAGUAUGUUCCAAAAGGCAGCUUGUCAUAUGCGUUGCAUGGGGAUCGAGGGACAUCUCAUGGCGAGCUAAACUGGGCUACUCGUUUAAAGAUUAUCCAGGGAGUUGCCCGUGGAAUGAGUUACCUUCAUACUGAAUUUUCAUUGUCUAAGCUGCCCCAUGGAAAUCUAAAGUCUAGCAAUGUUCUUCUUGGCCCAAAUAACGAGCCACUACUCUGUGACUAUGGCUUCCAUUCAUUAAUGAACAAUACUGAAUCCGUGCAAUCAUUGUUUGCUUAUAAAUCCCCAGAAGCCACACUAAAACACCAAGUUUCUCCCAAGUCUGAUGUUUAUUGUCUUGGAAUUAUCAUCCUUGAAAUUGUAACCGGAAAAUUUCCAUCUCAAUAUCACAACAACCAAAAAGGUGGUACUGAUAUUGUGGAAUGGUUCCGGGAAGUAGUUUCUGAGAGGAAAGAGAAAGAAUUGAUUGAUCCAGAUAUAGCAAGUUGUACGAGUGCACUUGGACAGAUGGAGACGCUUCUCCACAUAGGAGCAUCAUGUGUUGAAGACGACCCUAGGGAGCGGCUUGACAUCUGGGAGGCCACUAAGAAGAUAGAGGAGAUUCAAAUUUGAAGCAGUCUUAGUUAUAGGUAUGGGUAGACUAGCACCAGCCAAUGCUUCAAACAUGGACGCUGAGCUCUCCAAUCGAAUCCAUGAGUCGGAAUGGUGAUAGAUAUGUUUUUGAUGUUUCAAGACUACCAAAAUGAAGGCUUUUGCGCGGCAUUUCACAAAGGAGUUAAUUCUCAUUCCCAAUUCUUAAACUAGGAAGAGGAAACAAAUUGCGUAAAAAGAGUGUCGGAGGUUGAAUUCUCUAGUCAUGAGCGUGCAUUUUGAAGAACUCACCUGGUGACCUUCAGUUCUGUGUUUGUGCCUUUGUUUAAGAUGCAGGGUCAGGUUUGUUUGACACACUCAACAUAUAUGAGACACGCAGACACUUUCACGCGAAAGAUUGGAUGACUACACACAUAUAUGGGCCUAUAUGGCAGCUGAGAAGGAGUUAUAUAUAUGCAUUUGUCCUUUCUUCUGUUGGCAACAUUCAGUUGUUAAUCCUUAGAAGUUCAUGUACAGUUUGUAUGUUAUGUUAGAACAAUUUUUUUUUUGCAAUUGCCAACUAAUUUGCAGAGAGGGCUUCCACUUCAGUAAAGAAUGAAAAGCUGCAAUGGUUGAUUUACAAGGGCCAUCUGGGAAAAAAAAAAAAAAAUAGUUUCCCUUUUCUCUCUUUGGAAGGUUACCCUCUUGGACAUUUUUGCCAAUCCUGUAAUGUUAUACAGUAAAAGAAAAUAUAAAUUUUUUUCCCACUCAUUUAAACACAGUAAGUAGGGAGUGUAUGGAUUUAUUUAUUUUAUUAUUUUUAUGUGUACUAUGAAUAGAGAUUAAUAAGAGUUUACAAAAUCUACACAGAGUCGCUGUUCUUCGUGGUUCAAAAAUGCCCUAAGCCUCUCCUCCCUG
Messenger RNA from Cornus florida, 3405 nucleotides. RefSeq names its product pollen receptor-like kinase 3. Gene Ontology annotation, biological process: protein phosphorylation. Lineage: Eukaryota; Viridiplantae; Streptophyta; Magnoliopsida; Cornales; Cornaceae. The coding region runs from base 676 to 2529 and encodes 617 amino acids. The record is from RefSeq and is a predicted model, not a curated record. The transcript is spliced from 3 exons. Gene Ontology annotation, molecular function: protein binding; protein kinase activity; ATP binding.